CUUUCUCCAAUGGCCUCUUCAUCGUUCAAAGCACUUUCAGGAGUAGCUAGAGCACGUAUUUGUCGUCCACCGAGAUCAACAGCUCUUGUGGCGGCUGCUCGCAACCUCAGCUCUACAUCGAGGUGCUCCGCUCACCAUGGAUCUACUUUUGCCACUGCGGCCGGCGUACGACCCACGACAUCCCCUACGACAAGUCGGAUAAAUCCUCCCUUAUCGCGCUCAAUGUUUAUUCAGACCGAGACAACUCCAAAUGACGAUUCUCUGAAGUUUAUCCCUGGCGUUACUGUCAUGGAGUCAGGCUCUGCAGAAUUCCUCGACACCCGAUCAGCCCUCACAUCACCUCUUGCCAUUCGUCUCAUGGGCAUCGAAGGCGUCAAGACCGUCUUCUAUGGCCCCGACUUCGUCACUGUAUCUAAAGACUCCGAGAACCCAUGGAGCGUCCUUAAGCCCGAAAUCUACUCUAUCCUCAUGGAGUUCUUCUCCUCUGGGCAGCCAUUAUUCCGGUCGGAAGAAGACAGGGAGAACGCUGGACCACAGGACACACGUAUCCUUGACACGGAUACAGAUACCGUUGCGAUGAUCAAGGAGUUAUUGGACACAAGGGUUCGGCCGGCGAUCAUGGAGGACGGCGGUGAUAUUGAGUAUAGAGGGUUCACGGAUGAUGGCUUGGUACAGGUUAAGUUGAAGGGGAGUUGCAGAGGGUGUUCGUCUAGUACUGUCACGCUCAAGACGGGUAUCGAGCGCAUGCUCAUGCACUAUAUUCCUGAGGUCAAGGGCGUGGAGCAGAUACUUGACCAAGAAGAGACGAUUGCUUUGGACGAAUUUUCCAAGUUUGAGCAGCGCUUGAACUCAAAACAGCGCUCGGCAGAGAAGCGCGACUCUGACAUGGCACAGUAUAUGUCUGUCUGAUCGACUGCCCGUUGCUUUCUUCCGUUCGCUGUGUGCUACCACUGCUUGUCGACCUCAUAUGUAACUGUAGACUGAGAAAUCCCCACGCGUAUUCUCACCAUUCAUGUCGCAUGCGAGCCACCCACUGCUGUGGCAAUACACUCGAUGUAACUUUUGCCCAUGCUUUCCAUCUGCUCGAGGGUAUUUUCAUGGCAAACUUCAUGGUAUUGUUGGAGGCGAAUGACGAUCGAAGUAUUACAGUGAUCUAGCUGCCAUCAAGUGCACCGGCUCAGUCGCAAGACCUUACUUUUCCCUCCUUUCCCU
This is a messenger RNA of Stereum hirsutum FP-91666 SS1, 1212 nucleotides long. Its product is annotated as HIRA-interacting protein 5. Lineage: Eukaryota; Fungi; Basidiomycota; Agaricomycetes; Russulales; Stereaceae. Gene Ontology annotation, biological process: iron-sulfur cluster assembly. Bases 10 to 909 code for a protein of 299 amino acids. The transcript is spliced from 5 exons. Gene Ontology annotation, cellular component: mitochondrion. Gene Ontology annotation, molecular function: iron-sulfur cluster binding; iron ion binding. The record is from RefSeq and is a predicted model, not a curated record.